AAAAUGGCGACUGUAUUUGUUGUUAUCGAUACGGAUUAUGGCGAGUUCGUCUGAUUUUUACCAGGAUAUUUGGAAAGCAUAAUUUCAAAGGAACUAAAGUUUUUUAUAUCAAUGGCUAGAACUUUAUUUUUUUAUGUAUGUGCAUCUUGAUCCUUAAUUAUAUAUGAGUUGGUUUAAACGUGAAAGCCCACUUCGGGCAAGUUUCGGCCGUAAAUCGUAUACGCCCCCACAGCCGCCUGACGUGAAAACGUGUUUAGAAGCUUUCCAAAGACAUUGGCAACAAGCAUGGAGUGUUAUGGAAAAAACAUAUGUAAAUCCACAGUUUAUCCCUCCAACUAUUGAUGAUGUCACAAGUGUUAUAAACCAUUUUGACCAAAUGGUUAAUCUUCUUCUCCAAGAAAUUGUAUCUAUCCAACAGCCAAAAGGUCAAGAAGUUUUACUUUUAAAUCAUAAUUGUAUCACUUCAGGAGUGGAACAAUUAAUUGAAAGUCCUAUACUCAAAUUAGCACUUUCAGAAAAAAUUUUAGAUAAACUUUUCGCAUGGUCAGUUCUCACAGGAGAAUAUAUUGAUAUUAUGAAGAUAGAACAAUUAAAGCAUUAUGAGAGAUUAGUUAGUCAUUCACCUCAGAAUUUAUUUCAUAAGCCUAUUGUCCGUCCUCUGCUCAGUCUUCUUGCAUCUUGUACAGAUUGUUCUCCGGUAGAAGUAGAAAAACGACUGGUUUUAUUAUUAAAUACAUUGUGUGUUUGUCUCACAAAAUAUCCAGACUUGUUAAAAGUAUUUUUUGAUGCUAGUCCAGAACAGGGAUCAGCAAGAUUUUUGAUUUUUUCACUUCUAAUUCCUUUUGUCCAUCGAGAAGGUGCCAUUGGUCAGCAAGCUCGUGAUGCCUUACUAUUAUGCAUGGCAUUGUCACGACGGAAUGAAAGUAUUGGAAUGUAUAUUGCAGAACAUUCAAAUUUUUGUCCUGUCUUGGCCACUGGUUUAAGUGGAUUAUAUUCAGUUUUACCAAGAAAACUUUCUGUACUUUCUGAAGAUUGGUAUCGAUUUACACCAGAAGAUAUACAAGAAAUGACAGAACUUGCAAUGUUUCUCAAUUCAUUAGAAUUUUGUAAUGCUGUGAUUCAGGUAUCCCAUCCAAUGGUUCAAGAACAACUCCUGGAAUACUUAUAUCAAGGUUUUCUUCUCCCAGUUCUUGGUCCAGCACUUCAUCAGAGUACAAUGGAGGAAAUUGUUGCAAGUACUGCUUAUUUGGAACUCUUUCUACGUACAAUUACUGAGCCAACGUUAUUACAAGUCUUCCUUAAGUAUCUUCUAACAGAAAGUUACGAAGGUCACAAAAUAUUAGAUACAUUAAUCAGCAGGAUAGGAGCGCAACCAAAGUUAUGUUUAGUAACCAUGGCUCUCUUUUGGAGUUUGUUGGAUUUAAAUUGUGAAGAUGUAAUGUUAGAACUAGUUUUAAAAUAUCUUGUUUCGUGCACUCACAUCAUGGUGAGCCAGAAAACUCGUAUUAGAGAUUUAGACUUCUACGGAUGUGCGGCAGAUAAAUUUCUCUCUCUUAUUCCAACAUGCUGUAUUGCUGAUUCAUCAAAUAAUUCAACUACCAACAUAGAAAAUGCUAAUGUGUCUUUAUUGGUCACAAAAGAAGCAUUAGUAAAAAGAGAGUACAUUAGUGGAAGUUUACGUAUUAAAAAACAUAGUCGCACACCAUCCACUGGCAGUUUUGCAUUUGGAGAGUUAGAUAACAUCAGAUAUAACACUGUUAACAGCCCACCAUUAAUUAAACUUUCGCAUUUUCAAACAGACUACAUGGAUUACCUUAAAGAUGCAAGAUGUAAAAUUAUUUCUUGUUUUCAGUUAUGUAAAUGUUGGUCAGCAUUAUAUAAUGGCAUAGAUCCUCCUCCAGACUCUGUAGAAAAAAAUUCAAAAUCAACACAAGAUACUAAAUUUCCUACAUUAACAAACAAUGUUUGUGUUACAGAUCAUAGGAAUAAUAAUGUUACUUCAAAUAUAUUUUUAAGUAAAAAAGAUUCUACUCAUAUAAAUAUAAAUAAAAAUUUUCAGGAAACAAAAGACAAAGAAACACUAGAAAAUGAAGAAAAUAAAAAUGUUCAGAAUGUAUAUACGAACGGGGUUUUAGAACAUGAUGGAUUAUGUUACCAAACAACUAAGAAAAGGCCAGAUAGUUUGGAAAUUAACAGAGAUUUACCAUUUAAUCAAGAUAUAUAUCAGUUGCCAAGUAUUGAUGACGAUCAGGCAUUUUGGUCUGCAGUAAAUUCAACAAAAACUCCCUCGAGUAUAAGCGAUACCGAAGAUAUUUUAGAAUCAUACGAAAACAAUAUUGAAUCGUGUAUGAUAAAUACUAGUCCUAAUUUAAUUACUGACAGUGUUAUUAGAGAAGAUGUUUCUGUUGCCGAUUCUGGAGCUUAUAUGUCACAAGAAAGUACUAAUUCCUCUUUGGAUAGAACUUCGGAAAUAAAUCAAAUUUUCGAAAAAUAUGUUCAACAAAAAGAGGAAUUCUUAGAGAGCAACACCAAUUCAAACAAAAAUGAACCAAUACCGCAUAUCCCUAUGGCAAAGAAAACAUCUAUUUCUUCUACGUGGGAAUCAUUUGGAAGUCCAGAUAUUGGUCCUUUUCUAAGUAUACUGUUAACAAGACUGGAAAUGAUGAUGCAAAAUGAUGUAUACACCAAUUUGCAUUUAACAGGACUUUUUACCCGUCUGGCAAUCUACCCACAACCUCUUCUUCGUUCAUUUCUACUCAACCACACUUUAGUCUUUCAACCAAGUAUACGUUCUCUUUUACAGGUUCUUGUUUCUUUAAAACAUAAAAUAGAUACCUAUUCUUCUACAGUAGAAAAUUUUGAAGAAUUACUAAUUAAAGCCCGACAGUUCCUAAUUGCUAGAGAAGAACGAUUAUUAGGCGAUGGACCGCCAAGAGUUUAUUCCGAAACACCAACUGUUAAAAGAAGAAGUAAUUCGGAUUUGCAGAGAGGAGAACCAAGAAGACGGAGUCUAACAAAUUUACUACUUCGUCGAACUGGAUUUUUAAAUGAGAAAGAACGUACAAACACAAUAAAACAACCAAUCUUAGAAUCAAUACCAGAUGGUCAAGGUUACAGGUACAUCAGUAAACCAUCGCCUGAUGCACCUGAAGGUAAACUUGAAACCAUUAAAACAAAAAAUGCAGUACUCUGUGCAGUAGUCCUUGAAGAAUUUCUGAAAGAACUAGCAGCAAUUACACAAGAGCACGGAGUAAUCCAAUUGGAUCCAGAUUUCUGGGACUCUGAAUGGGAAGUGUAGUUUUAUAUAGAAAUUAUGAAGUUUGUGAUGAAUCAUCAUUUUGUAAAUUUUCUUAAAAUAAUUGAGAGUUUCUCUUGUUAAUAAAACUUGAUGAUUGAUCAAAUUUUGACAUAAGUUAAAUAAUUAUGCAAAUAUUUAUAGGUAUAUAUAUUAUGGGUGCCAUCGUAAUGAUUAAUUGAGAGCAGCUGAUCUAAGUAUAUAAAUUUCUAUCAGAUCAUAGUUGUUUUUAAUUACAUGCUUAUAAAAUUUUAUAAAAUAAAAUUUUCUUGUUAGAAUACUCUUUGUUUUUCUUCAGUUAAUAAUAAUAAUAAUAAUAGUAAUAAUACUAAUGUUAUUAUUAAGAUUCUAUUUUACAUGGUUGUUGUAUAAAUAACUGUUAUCCUGCAGUUGAUUUAUUUAAUUAUUCAUAUGCUUCAACUUUAUACAUUUGUUUCAAAAUUGUAGUAAUUUGUCUUUUAAUUUUUAAAUUAUCAAGUUUUUCUUCUGAUUAUUCUUACACGGUAAGUAACAGAGAAAAAAAUUGCAUAAUUUGCGUCAGUUGAAAGCACGCAAGCGGGUGAUUAUCAGUUAAAAAUAAAAACGCCGAUUUCCUCAAAGGGAAAAAAGUUAUGAUAAUUUGAAAGUAGGAUUUAUAGUAUCCAUUUCAAUAGCUGUCACCUAUAAGAAAAAUACCUAAGUAAUAUGUUUACAGUGCGUCAUGUUAAUUAAACAUUGAAAUGAUUGCCUUUGUUAUUGCAACCGUGCAGUUUUGAUUCUGAUUGGGGUAUGAUACUCGUUGACUCGUGCAAUUGUUUCUCCGUUACUUGCCGUGUUACAAAUGCAGUGAAUGUCCGAAAGUUGCAGGGUCAGAAAUUAUUCCAUAUUUUUUAGUGUAUAUUUUUUCGUUACAGAACGAAACGAAGUUAAAAUAAUUAAUUAGAUACAGUAACGAUUAGAUUUUAUUUUUAUCGAUUGACUCUAUAAUUUUGAAAAUCUGUAAAUACAUUUCAGGUAUUUUACUGUGUUGAGAAGGUUUUAGGAUUUUAUUUUUUUAAUAAAUUCAAUAAAGAAAACUUUGUAAUUUGUUUCAAACCUGCUGUUGUAUCAAUAUAAAUGCUCUGUUCGAUAUUAUUGUUCAAAAUAACAGAAUAUAGCUGUUAGAGUUAACAUAAGAUCUGAUGGCUGGUAUCAAGCAACACGUCAAAAAUGUCUGUAUAUAUUUGUUCACAAAAUAUUUUAAAGAAAAACUUUAUUAUAAUGUUAUCUCUCUGCAGCAACGAUUACAUUUCAUUCCAGUUGUUUUAUGUUAAACUGAUAUAUAAGAAUAUGAAGCUUGAAAGUAGUUAUCAGAUCCUGUUGAAUUGCUACUAAAUAUAACUUGCUAUUUUUUUUUAUUAAUAUUAUUAUUUAUUUAAGAUUAAGUUUAUAAUCUAGUUUUACAACAAUCAGUACCUAUUAAUUUAUACAUAUAUGUAUGUAUUUAAAUUCUUCAAAGUACAAAAUUUGUUUAAAAUUUUAUACAGUCGUGAUUGAAUAAGACGAGUCUCUUAACCGAUCGCUUCAAAUGCCGACAAUGUAUCGAACAAAGUGCUACCUACUAAACAUUAGUAAGCCACUUGGAAUUCAAAAAACUGCAGCUUGAUGGUGCUGCAGAUUAUUGAAGUAGUGGAUUUUGAUAAACGGAUAAACUAAUAUAGUAUAAGUACAAUCAGAUUCUUGUCUCUGAUUGUUCUUAUAUCUAAUUAUUCUGAAAUCAAUUAAUAAGUCCACAAAUUUCGGGUAGCUCAUUAUAAGUUUCGGGGCAUCUGUCAUUAUAUAGCGGACAACCACUAAGGAUUUGAGAUUCAUAAAUAUGGUUGCUAAAUUUGUAAAAGUCUUCUAUGUUAAUUUGGAUAAGUUUUAAGUUUACUAGAGAUUUAUUUUCUGUAGUUUUAGAUAUAAACUUGGUGAUCUUCUGCCAAAAAUUCUGAUGUAGAUAUAACUGAAGAAUGAAUGGAUGCUGCAUAGAUUCAUUUCAAUAAAAUUCAAGAUAUUUCUAUAAAUUAUAAUAUUUUACUGGUAAUUCUACAAAAAACGUGAAGCGAAUAUUCAGUAGUAGUAUAGAUAUAUCUAGAUUUAUUUCAGAUUAAUCUCUUAAUUAAUCUACAUACAUUGGUAGUAGUAGGAACAUCUUGACUUUCAUUGAAAUGCAACAUUCAUUCACUUGUUGUUAUUAUUAAAAAAUUAAUUAAUUAAAAAUAUAUAUAUAUUCAUUUUACCAAACUUUUCUUUAAUAUUUGUGCUUGAAAAUAAAUAAUAAACCUGUGAUAAAUGAGGCAUCAAAAUGUAAUUUGUUCCUUUAUUAUUAUAAUUAUUAUUUUUAUCAUAAGUUAUAUACGUUAAAGGCAAUUUGCAUAACUAGUAGUAGUAAUAGUAGAAGUAGCAGUAAAAUGUUUUUUAUAUUACUACAGUUUGCUAAAUAUAUUAACUGGCGUCACGUAAACAUUAACUCGUUUCAGGUGGACGCAGUUAAUACUUUAAAAAAAUGUAUUUUACAGAGUUACGCAUCUUGCCUAUAGCAUAUGUAAGUAAGUAUUUAAUAAUCUGUAGUAUAUACAAUAUAUAUAUAUAUUGCAAUACAAUUAUGUUAAUUAUUGAUACAGAAGCAGCUAUUGUAUAAAUGAAAUUUAUAUUUAAUAUUUAUGCAAUAUUAUUUAAUUAGUUCUUUGGCAUAAAUGAAGACACCCUCAUAACUGUUUCUCUCCUAUCAUUUUCAAAUUCACUGUUUAAAAAUGUAGUUACUCAGUUUUUUUUUUUAAUUAGUGCCCCGUUGUUGUUGUUGUUGUUGUUUUCUUAUUUUUUGGAAGGUUGUGUAACGUCGGUCUUGUGUUCUGGAGUUUUAUUUUGGUGUUCUUAUAAAAACUUCUCUUAGAAAUUUUCUGAAAAAUCUAGAUUUACAUUUAGGAAUGUUUGUUGCUGUAAGUGCACUCUGGCUAAUUAUGUCGAGUAAAAGCAGGUAUGAAAAUAGGUUGGUCUGUCGUGAAUUAAAUCUUGACUUUUAUCAUUCAAUCAAUGAUUUUCACCGAAACUAAGACAAAAUAUCACAAACCGUACUCUCGUUCCAUAAGGCACUCUACCAAAUUGGGAGGAAAAAAAA
Molecule: messenger RNA, 6413 nt
Organism: Centruroides sculpturatus (bark scorpion)
Lineage: Eukaryota; Metazoa; Arthropoda; Arachnida; Scorpiones; Buthidae
Product: FTS and Hook-interacting protein-like
Exons: 13
Coding region: 164-3298 (1044 amino acids)
Source: RefSeq, a predicted model, not a curated record